Messenger RNA from Didymella exigua CBS 183.55, 1132 nucleotides. Its product is annotated as NAD(P)-binding protein. The coding region runs from base 204 to 1121 and encodes 305 amino acids. The record is from RefSeq and is a predicted model, not a curated record. Gene Ontology annotation, molecular function: trans-2-enoyl-CoA reductase (NADPH) activity. Gene Ontology annotation, cellular component: peroxisome. NCBI's taxonomy places the organism in Eukaryota, Fungi, Ascomycota, Dothideomycetes, Pleosporales, Didymellaceae. The transcript is spliced from 3 exons. Gene Ontology annotation, biological process: phytol metabolic process.
GUUAUCGUCUCUUAUCUCAUACCACGACCUCGACCAACAAUUGCUCGCGCAUUAUGCAUUUCCGCGCUCCGGAGAUAUGUGAAUGACAUGAUUGCUUCUGCCGCCUGCUGUGUACCUGAUCUUGGAUUAACAAAAACAAUGCAGCCCCUCAAUCGCACGGCACUUCUUGUGCUUGCAUACCUAACCCACAAUAAGGAACCAACAUGGCAGCACCAAAUGGAACGAGCGAUUCGGAACAUUUCUCACCAUAUAGACCGGAUGGUAAACUUUACGGCUUUGUCUGUGUAGUCACAGGCGCAGCUCAGCCUGUGGGAAAGGCAAUCGUUGCUGAGCUUGCAGCUCACGGCGCGGCGUGCAUAUACGCCUGCUCCUCUCUCCCCGAUGAGCCUUACGCCGAGCUUGCCUCUAGCAUUAAUGCUCAGUACCCCAAUACCAAAGUGAUCGGCUACCCCUACAAGAUCACCUCGGAAGAAGACACGCUCGCGCUCAUCGACGACGUGCUCAACUCCUGGGGCCGCCUCGACAUCUGGACGUCAUCGACCGGCCUCCUCGGUCCACCAUCAAUCACCACCACCAGCCCCAAAGACCUCUAUGCUGCCUUCGAAACAAAUGCCAUGCCCGCUUUCUUCGCGCUCAAGUACGCACCAGCUGCUAUGCAGAAGACCACACCAAAGGGCAGCUACCCUAAUGCCGCGCCAAAGGAUGCUCCAUAUGGGAGUAUCAUUGUGGUUACCUCCGUUGCAGGCACGUACGGCGGGUGCUGGGCGCCUGCGUUCACAAUGGCAUCGCACGCCGCGCUCGGCGUGGUGAAGUCCGGCGUGACAGUACUUAAAGGCACAGGCGUACGAAUCAACGCUAUCGCAGCCGGACAGAUCGAUGUGGGCGUGGAUCUCAGAGGUAGUGGGUUGAAGGAGAUGGAGAGUGGGCAGUUUCCGCCUGCGGCGCUGCAGGACAAGGACGUCCAGAAGAGGACUAUUGGGCUUGAGAGGGCGGGCAGGCCGGAGGAGGUGGCAAGAGUGGCUGGCUUUUUGGCUAGUGGCUUUAGUAGCUAUAUUACGGGAGCGGAGAUGAGGGUUGAUGGUGGUGCUGGGGUAAUGAACCCGCUGACAGUGCCUGUGUAGAAGCCAAUGGA